UUUACCGGUGCCUCCCUCCUGUCACACAAUCACAUACACACACUCUCUCAGGGCCGGACGAGGCUCUGUCGCCUGCACAUCACCCCGAGCAGUUGCAGGAGGCUACACCAUGGAAAUCAGCGAAUCACAGUCACAGCAGGACAGACUGCAGGCUAUAGCGGAGAAGCGGAAGCGCCAGGUGGAGAUAGAAAAUAAAAGGCGCCAAUUGGAAGAUGACCGGAGACAGCUGCAGCAUCUGAAGUCAAAGGCCCUGCGGGAACGCUGGCUGUUGGAGGGUGCACCGGCUCCCUCUCCUGAGGAAGAUGAAGCAGCGCGAAGACAGAUGCAGGAGGAUGAGCAGAAAAGCCGGGAACUGGAAGAGACUAUACAGAGACUAGAGAGAGAACUGGAGUUACUGGAAAGUGGCAUGUCUAGCGCGUCUACCAAAGAGAGCCUGGCAGAGGAACCAGUAACUGCGGAAAAAGAAAACCAGGAGAGAGCCAAGGGCCACAAGUCCCCUCUGAAUGCAUCAAGAGAUCAUACUUCAGCAUCGCCCUCUCACACAACAGACAAUCCAGACAUGAUCAGAACAGCAAUGUACUCUGUGGAGAUCACAGUGGAGAAGGACAAAAUCACAGGGGAGACUAAAGUACUCUCCAGCAACACUGUCCUUCCACGACAAUACCCCAUGCAGGGGGUCAAGGUGUAUGAAGAUGAUCAAAAAGUGGUACAUGCAGUGAGGUCAGAAGUAACUGCACCUGCUAAUUCUGUCCAUCAACUUAGCUCUUAUGAGGUGGAAGAUAUCAUCCAGAAAGCUGAGGAGGCCACUCUUAGUGAGAUCUCCUUAACCUCUGAUGAAAAAACUCCAGUCCAACGAGCAUCACCACGGAAAGAAAUCCCUGGUGUUCAGGCAAGACCACCACAAACCCCAACUGGGCCUGAGCCUCCAGUCACAAUGAUCUUUAUGGGUUACCAGAAUGUUGAAGAUGAGAAUGAAACCAAGAAAGUUCUAGGUAUGGAGGAAGCCAUUACAGCUGAACUGGUGGUCAUCAGUGAUGGGGACCCCCAGACAGCAGUUGACGGGGAGAUUCCUGAAAAAACUCAACACCCUCCGAAUGGUGCACCUGCUGAUCCACCCAACAAGAGUGAUAAACCGGAGACCAAUGACACUGGACCAGCAAAAGUUGGGGAUCAGGAUCUGACCAUGAAGAAGCAGAGAUGCAAGUGCUGCAGUGUGAUGUAAAUAAGGAGAUUGGGGGAAGACUGCAUUUCCCUCCCCAAUGUGUAGCCAGGGAGUGGAACUUCGCCUUUGCCCAAAAUCAUGGGCAAAGCUGCUCUCUCCUCAUUCUCUACCAGUUUGAGAGGAACACUUUUGUCCUUUACACUCAGUUGUGGAGGAUUGCUCCUUACUGACCUAAGAGGAGCUCAAUCCAUUUGCCUCCAAUUUUUUUUCCUAGAAACCUAAGAGGAUGGUUCGUGUUUAUCUCCAAAACCUGUGAUUCUUUCCCCUUCCCCAGCAAAUGUGGCUCUAUUUACCUCUUUAGACUGAGAAAUGCUCUUCUUUCAUCCAAGCUGAAAUAGGAGGCCUUAUCCAUAAAAUCUUCAAAGAAGGUUUCCUGAUUUCCCCUGAAUAAAUGUGAUGGGUGCUCCUCAGACAUUUCACAACUUUACUUCCUAUACAGACAGAUGUAUUGUAACCACAGACUGAGCAUUGUCCUCUUGUGUAAUCAUACUUGGAUGAUCUCUACAGCUAUUACUUUCUCUCCGUCUGUCUAUCUAUCUAUAUGUAUUUUAUGUAUGUGUGUGUGUAUAUAUAUACAGUAUAUAUAUACAUAUAUAUAUAUACACCUAUGUAUUUAUGUUUUAUGUAUAUGUAAUAAAAGAUAUGUGUGUAUGUA
Molecule: messenger RNA, 1877 nt
Organism: Bombina bombina (fire-bellied toad)
Lineage: Eukaryota; Metazoa; Chordata; Amphibia; Anura; Bombinatoridae
Gene: PALM
Product: paralemmin
Exons: 9
Coding region: 110-1222 (370 amino acids)
Biological process (GO): regulation of cell shape
Cellular component (GO): membrane
Source: RefSeq, a predicted model, not a curated record